Molecule: messenger RNA, 2164 nt
Organism: Xenopus tropicalis (tropical clawed frog)
Lineage: Eukaryota; Metazoa; Chordata; Amphibia; Anura; Pipidae
Gene: mixer
Product: mix-like endodermal regulator
Exons: 3
Coding region: 83-1189 (368 amino acids)
Biological process (GO): regulation of DNA-templated transcription
Cellular component (GO): nucleus
Molecular function (GO): DNA binding; DNA-binding transcription factor activity, RNA polymerase II-specific
Source: RefSeq, a predicted model, not a curated record
UGAGUCAUUCAGCCAACUGAGCCGCACCGGUCAUUUUGGGAGCCACAAGCCUUGGGAACCCAGGAAGCAGCCAGUCCCUAGGAUGGACUCAUUCAGCCAACAACUGGAGGACUUCUACCCUUCUUGCUUCUCUGCCAGGUCCAACCCAGCGGCCUUCCCUGACCCCCCGGCCCAGCACUUAGCUAUGAGCCUUGGUACCGCUCAGAAGGAUUUCCAAGAGGCCAGCUUAAAGGUACACGUCCAUUCGGCCAAUGAUCAUCAAACACCAGGGUCCCAGAAGCCCAACUCUCCGCCAAAGCAAGAAAUGGUCUCCCCCGUAUCUUCAGCUGAUGUAACACUGGGGUCCCAGCGCCGCAAGAGAACAUUCUACAGCCAGAACAAGCUGGAUGUUCUAGAGCAGUUCUUCCAGACCAACAUGUACCCAGACAUCCACCAACGGGAAAACUUGGCUAAACGGAUCUACAUCCCAGAGUCCAGAGUUCAGGUCUGGUUCCAGAACAGAAGAGCAAAGGAGCGCCGCGACAAGUCCAAAUCCAACCCCUCUGUCGGAAUGUGCUACCCCAGUGUUCGACGCCCCAACAAAAACAUGUACCCCUCCAACCCACCGCCAAACGUGGCUGUUUCCCAGCAGCACAUGGGUUUCCCAAAAGCACAAGGCCAACUGUAUAUGAAUUCCCAGCAGAAUCAGUUCCAGCCGACUCAGGAGUCUCAACUUUGUCCAGAGUCCAUCUAUUCUGCCUCCCAGCAGAGGUUCCUGAUGCAACAGGCUGCACACAGCAGCUACCAUGGAAUUCCUGCCUCUUAUAAACCUACAGACACCCAGCAGCACUUGUACAGAUACAUGAGCCCAACAGGAGGCAUCCAGGAGAAGGUGAUGGACCUCAGCAAGAAGCACAGCCCCAUGCCCUUUCAUCCCAGCCUUCUAAUGGACUUCAACAACUUCCCGCCCAACAAGACCAUCACUCCAGAUAUGAAUGUUAUAAUCCCACCCAUUCCUGUCUCGGGAACUUCAAACAAGCACACUCGGAUGAAUGUCUUUGAUAGCAAAGAGGCCUGCCCUAUGGUGUCCAUGCCAGAGGAGGUCUACGAGGAGUUCUCUCCAGUCUCAGAUUCUGGCGUUAGUGAUGGCUCUACUGUGUCUUUGACAGACUUUAAAGAUAGUGAUGGUUCUGUUCUUGACAACAUGUAAACAUGGAAAGAAAAGAGUUCACAUUUCUAAGCCCCAAGCAAGGUGUCUCCUGUGUCAUUAGGCUUUAAAUUCGCCAUAUGGACCGAUGGACUAACCAAUAAGCCAAGUCUACGUUCUACUGAUCUCCUGUGUCAUUAGGCUUUACCUUGGCCAUACGGACUGAUGGACUAACCAAUAAGCCAAGUCUACGUUCUACUGAUCUCCUGUGUCAUUAGGCUUUACCUUGGCCAUACGGACUGAUGGACUAACCAAUAAGCCAAGUCUACGUUCUACUGAUCUCUUGUGUCAUUAGGCUUUACCUUGGCCAUACGGACUGAUGGACUAACCAGUAAGCCAAGUCUACGUUCUACGGAUCUCUUGUGUCAUUAGGCUUUACCUUGGCCAUACGGACUGUUGGACUAACCAAUAAGCCAAGUCUACGUUCUACUGAUCUCUUGUGUCAUUAGGCUCUAUCUUGGCCAUAAGGACUGAUGGACUUACCAAUAAGCCAAGUCUACUUUCUACUGAUCUCUUGUAUCAUUAGGCUUUACCUUGGCCAUAUGGACCGAUGGACUUACCAAUAAGCCAAGUCUACUUUCUACUGAUCUCUUGUAUCAUUAGGCUUUACCUUGGCCAUAUGGACCGAUGGACUUACCAAUAAGCCAAGUCUACUUCCUGCUGAUAUCUACUCUAGAGCCCCUUCUAGAUUUUGUGCCCCCAUGAACAGAUAAAUUUUUUUCACCAGCCAUAUUGUUUGCCCAAAGGGAUAAGUGGUGAUUUAGAUGACCUGCCUAUAGCUAUAGUGCAACUGUACAUUAGUCGGACCCACCCCUAUAUUUGUAUUGUUACCCCCUGAGAGACCCCUAACCUCCCCCCUUUUCAGUAAUGUACAUUUUAUAUUUUGAAUUUGAAUUUUUUUAUUUUUCCAUGUAAAAUAUUUUUUUCAGAAGUGUUUUUGUUCCUUUAUUUUCCCAUUAAAAUGUAUUAAUUAUUCUA